AUGACCGUCGCAUCGAAGGACACUCACCAGCGGGCUGGUGUGCCACCGGAGCAAGAGAACCGUGGCGGUUUGGCCACAGCUGUAGCACUCCAACGCCUGCACGACGAUAUCGAGCAAAUGCUGAGUGGAUACGAACAGCGUUUCCGGCGCCAAUCCGGCUUGGAGAAAAUCCGCUCGACGUUGGUUGGAACCACGACCAGCCCACUUGGAUGGUUCCCGACAUUGGCCUCGCUCGUGUGCGUGUUCUCGUUAACUGUCACCGGGUACUACUGUUCGGCAGGGUUGCUUUUCGCGCUACUCCUGCUAACCGUGGCCGUGGUGGUGCGUGAAAACAAUCUCCGGAAGACGGAGAUCUACCGGAAACUGCGCACGGUGCUGGGCGAAAUCCAGCUCGGGAUAGAGCUGUGUGGCGAUUGGACGAUCGAUAACUAUCCGCAUCUAUGCAGCCCGCUGUCUCCCUGCGUAACGCUUCAAUGGACGUAUCGAGAUGGCCGGAUCGUCAAUCUCCCGUGGGCACUGCUGGUGCGAGGUGACCACAUCGUGAUGCGACCGGGUCAGGUUUCACCCGGUGCCUGUAGUGAGUUCGGUGGCCGAGGACGACGCUUUAAAUGCGGUGAAACUUACGGCCUUCAGCAACCGACGGAACCACCGAUUAAACCGAUCGCUCGAACACCGCUUCCAGAUCUCGUAUGUGUGGUCGAAGCGACGCCUUAUCUAGAUAUCCUGCGCAAGUCCCUCGAUUGCUUCCUCAGUCGCCCGAAGACGAUCAUCAACCAGCAGCGGGAACUGCUGGUAUCGCGUUGCCUGCAACGGUGGGGCUUCGGGGUCAUCCUUUUUGUCACCGUUUCUAUCGGCAUCCUGCGGAAUGUCGGGCUGUAUCUUCAGGGCAAGUUACCGACGGAUUGGAUGAAUGUGUUUCUGCUCAAUCCGACUGCCGCUGUUUUACCAUUGUUGCCACUGCUCUUUCCCAUUCUCUGGGUGUCGAUUAACUUGUGGGGAGUGGCUCGACUCGAAACGCUGCUCUCGAUCCCACAGGCCGUGAUGCGCGCUCAGGCCCAAAAAUCCUUCGCCGAGGAUUUAGAUACACCGACCUGCGAUCUCGACCACGUCAAACUGCCACGCAGGACAGUGUUCUUCUACUGGUGGCAGUUGCUUAAAGGCCGCUCGGAACUGCUUGGCCGCAGUGCCAGUGUCGUGCAGGUUCUUGGCACCAUCACGGCUCUUUGCUGCGUCGACAAGAAGGGUAUCUUGUCGUGGCCAAACCCAACCGCUGAGAAGGUGUUCUUUCUGCGAAACGCCCGUGAAGGCGAUCACAACACCGACCAGUCGGAACAGAGCAGUCUCAACUCGCAGUGCUGCCAGGAACAUUACCACCCACUCUCACAUAUCAUCGAGCUGAGCUCUCAGAAGGAACCGCUUGGGGCCAUCGCAGAGGUUUUGGAUCUUACGCAUGAUCAGCACAGCCCGUUCAAACUCGAGUUCGACGAUCACGACUUCAAGAACCAUAUGAAAUCGCUCAAACCGCUAGGUAUCGCAAUCCUAGUGAACACGUGCUGCCCGUUGACGCAGGCACACUACGCAAAGUUCUGUGGCCACGUGACGGCGGCAGCAAUGCUCGACAAGGAUCUGGUUCCGGUCACCAACCGGUAUGCGAUUGUUGAGUCGAGUUUGAAUUGCUUUAUGCAUGGCCGGUGCCUAUGUGAGCUGGCUAAACAGAUCGGCUUUUCGCCUCAAGCACGCGAUAUUUUCCAGCUCGAGGGUCAAAUAUCGAGCUAUCGUCAUCUUCAACCGGAUGUGGUUCGGAGAGACAUACGAUUCGCUCGGUCACUGCAGCUGGCCACGAAGGUGAAGGUACCGUUCCCACACUCACUGUCGGUGGUGAUGCGCGAGAUCAACAACGGUUCGUUGCAGCUACUGACGCAGGGUACGGCUGACAUCGUACUUGACUGUUGCGAUGAUUACUGGGAUGGCACGGAUCUGCAGCCGUUGACUGAGAAGGAACGCAAACGAGCGCAGGACUUUUACCAGCGGUCCGCUCUGACGGCCUAUUGUACCGCGUUCGCUUAUCGGCCACUACGCCACGGCAUAAGUGGAGCUUUGUCUGGAGGUCCUAAAGGAGGCAGUAUCGCUUAUCUGGAGCUUCCACCCGAGAGCAAACACCGGCGGGAUCUGUAUCGGCGCGAGAACUAUAGUGACCUCGUUGGAGGUGAUCCAGGUGGCGCUGGUGGAGAGUUUGUAGACUGUGGCCGAGGUCCUGCAGGUUGGGGUGGACGGACAGGAGGUACUCUUGGUCUCGGGCUAGGAGGAAUGGCCCCACUCGCACAUCACUCCAUCUCCACCGAUUCACUGCUGUUCACGGAUGGGCGAGACGACGACAUCUCUGAUGUGGACGGAUGUUACCAGAUGCAGUGCCACCAGGUGUUCAUUGGCAUGGUGACGAUGCAGUACCAAGCGCAGACGGACAUUGUGCAGCUAAUCGAGCGGUUGGAAAGGGCCUGCAUCCGGUUCGUGCACUUUAGCAAAGAGAACGAGCUGCGAUCGCGAGUGUUCUCUGAGAAGAUGGGUCUCGAGAGUGGUUGGAAUUGUCACAUCUCGUUGUUGAGUGACGCGGACAGUCGCUCGACGUCACCCUCGUGUGGUGAGACAACCGGAAAUGGAACGGGUGAACCCACGGCCACCGUCGGAGAGGUUCGUGAGACUGGGCCAGAGCGUGUCCGGUUGCUAGGGUCGUUACUGCCAACACCCGGUAUGCUAGAAGCGUCGAAAGCGCUCAGUUCGUCAGCACCCGGUGCCAUCUCGAACCCGGACUCGACAAGCCUGCUGGAACCGGGUGUGGGAUCGAUGUUUGGACGGGUUUCUCCCGCCCCAAGUGAUCUCUCGUCAGCCGGAGAGUGUGAUGGAGAUGAGCUUGGCCAGAAGCAACAUCAACCAAAGGCUCCCGAUGGACACUGCCGGUCACUGAGUUGUCUCACCGACAGCACUGAACAGAGCGCACCGAUUAAUUUUGACAUGUCCAAUCGGGCGAAGCUGCCACGUGGUAUCGAGAACAUCCGACCACAUCUUGAACACGUGGACAAUGUACCACUGCUGGUGUCGCUGUUCACCGACUGUUCGGCGGAGGCGACACGUGAAAUGCUCAACAUCAUGCAGCAGUAUGGCGAGAUUGUUGUCUGCCUCGGAUCGUCCGCAUCGAACUCCAACUCGGAGAUCUUCCUGCAGGGCGAUUGCUCGAUCGCAAUCGAACCAUUAUACCCGCAGGUGUGUCAGGAAUACCCGGCUUACAGCGAAUCGAACAUCUACAAUAACCGAGCAAGGUUGCGGACGAGACCCGGCAGCGGAUCCGGAGCUGGGGUCGUCCCGGAGCGCUGCACCACCAUCUCACCCGUCUACCUCAGUCGCAUCCUUAACUCCAUCUCGUGCUCGAUUGCCACGUGCCGGGAUGAUCCGAUCUCGAUCGUAGCCGUGAUCGAGCUGUCACGCCGCUUCAUGGCUGGUCUAUGGAGCUGCGUUCAGUACUGGGCGUGUUGUGGAGCGUCACUGGCGAUCAUGAACACGAUCACGGCGAUCCUCUCCCUGCCACCGAUGGUCGUGCCGCUGCACGCACUCUACCUCAUGUGCAUCGUGGUGCCACUCGUCGCGUUGACGCUGUUACGAGUGGAACCGGAUCCGGCACUGAUGAAGCGUGCCACUGGCAAGAAGCAAAAGACGCUCAGCUCCCGGUUGGUGCUGUUUGUGUUCUGGUGCUACGGUAUCAAGUUUGCGCUUGCGAUCUUCGUGCUCGUAAUCGCUUACUGUACGUUUCUGUCGCAUCCGAUCGAGCUGUUUGCCACCGGAAGUACGAGCGGAAGUGAGGGUACCCGGGCUGUCGUGUAUCGGGGCAGUGACCAAUCGGAGCGAGCUGUCGAUGGCGAUCUGCACCUGGCACGUUCCUUCAUCCUGCUUGGCACCGUGCUGCAUUUUGUCACGAUCUCAGCGUCGUUCGUACAUCGAGACUACAACUGCUUCAAGCGUAGCCCGCUCAGUAACCUGUGCUGGGUGUCGGUGGUUGCGCUACUGCUGCUGGUACACCUUGGGUUAGCUGUGCUGCAGCUCUGCACGGACGGGUACCUCUGGCAGGAGAUGGAACGUGUCUGGCCCGUCGUGCUGAUCAUCGUCGUUACCGUGUUCAUCACCUUCCUGGCGAGUGAGUUCUUCAAAUGGGAGGAGAUCAAAAUCAACAACCGCUACAUACGCCGAGCGCGGUUGGACUUCGGCACCAAGCUCGGCAUGAACUCGCCAUUUUAAAAGAAAAACCUAUCUAGCUUUAGUAUUCCCCCGUGCGAACACCCCGGCGUUUCCUGAGAGGGGUAGGGGUUUAUUUGAAAGACAUUAACAACGGGAAACGCCAUCCACCGGUAGAUAUAGUGCUGGUCAUCGUGCUUUUCGUUCCGAGGCUCGAGGGAUAGACGAUCCGCGACUGUGUAGAGAAGAUCAUCCUCAUCGUCACUAGUGUAUAGUACAGCGGCAACUCGACCGAAACUCGCCAACC
Molecule: messenger RNA, 4528 nt
Organism: Anopheles nili
Lineage: Eukaryota; Metazoa; Arthropoda; Insecta; Diptera; Culicidae
Product: transmembrane protein 94
Exons: 8
Coding region: 1-4284 (1427 amino acids)
Molecular function (GO): nucleotide binding
Source: RefSeq, a predicted model, not a curated record